Molecule: messenger RNA, 812 nt
Organism: Psylliodes chrysocephalus
Lineage: Eukaryota; Metazoa; Arthropoda; Insecta; Coleoptera; Chrysomelidae
Source: the annotation of a GenBank genome assembly
AUUUGUUUAAAGUGACAGAAAAUAAACUUUGAUUAUGGAGACUGAGGUUGAAUUAUUUAGCACAUAAAAUAUGUAAUAUGCGUUUUGUAUAAAUACCAAGGCGUAUUUUUGAAUAGACAGUUGCAUCCAACUCAUUGAUAACAGUGACACUUUUAGAAAAAAAAAUGUUUUCCUUUGUGGUUGCACUCCCUGUUUUUGUGACCCUGUGUGUAGCUGCACCGCAAGCUCCGCAAUCAGCAGCUCCGGCCCCCCCUCCAGCUGCAGCAGCUGCCACAAGUGGAAGCAACAAAGAACCCAUUCCAAUUGUAAGCCAGACAGACGAAAACAAUCCUGAUGGAAGCUUCCAAUUUAGUUUUGAAACAGGUAAUGGUAUAAAAGUAGAAGAAAAAGGAUAUUUAAAAGAUGGAGCUAAUGCUUCAGAGAAAAUUCAAGUCAUUGAAGGUUCUGUUUCCUACACCGAUAGUGAUGGAAAUCCUGUAAAUUUAAAGUAUAUUGCUGACGAAAACGGAUUCCAACCAGAAGGAGAUCACAUUCCAAAAGCUCCUGAUUCGCAAUUAGGAGCUCAACCAAAUGUUGCUGGGCCAAUUGCACCGCAACCUUAUUCCAGUCAAUCUGCACAACCUGCUCAAUCUGCUCAACCGGCUGAACCAGCUCAACCAGCCCCACCAGGUCAACCUGCUGGACAAUAGAUAGCUAAAAGACAAUUUUGGUGUUUACGCACACUAUACUGACUACGUGAUUUUUAUUGAAUAUAUUAUUAAUUUUUUUUAUUUUUUGUUAAAGUAUACCAAAUAAAAAUAUUUUGAAUGAUA